Ascoidea rubescens DSM 1968 is the source of this 691-nucleotide messenger RNA. RefSeq names its product 60S ribosomal protein uL11. Gene Ontology annotation, cellular component: cytosolic large ribosomal subunit; ribosome. Gene Ontology annotation, molecular function: structural constituent of ribosome; large ribosomal subunit rRNA binding. Bases 116 to 613 code for a protein of 165 amino acids. The transcript is spliced from 2 exons. The record is from RefSeq and is a predicted model, not a curated record. Gene Ontology annotation, biological process: translation. Lineage: Eukaryota; Fungi; Ascomycota; Saccharomycetes; Ascoideales; Ascoideaceae.
CUAAAACAGACUCCAUCUCUAAAGCUAGAAUUUGGUUUCUCUUUGGCUGAAUAAUACUACCAACGAUAUUCAAUAGAAUUUUUAGUAGCAGUAAUAAUAUAAUAAUAACACCAAAAUGCCUCCAAAAUUUGAUCCAAAUGAAGUUAAAUUCUUAUAUUUAAGAGCCGUUGGUGGUGAAGUUGGUGCUUCAUCUGCUUUAGCUCCUAAAAUUGGUCCAUUAGGUUUAUCCCCAAAAAAAGUUGGUGAAGAUAUUGCUAAAGCCACCAAAGAUUUCAAAGGUAUUAAAGUCACUGUUCAAUUGAGAAUUCAAAACCGUCAAGCACAAUGUUCUGUUGUUCCAUCUGCUUCAUCUUUAGUCAUAACCGCUUUAAAAGAAGCUCCAAGAGACAGGAAGAAAGUUAAGAACAUUAAACACAGUGGUAACAUUGCAUUAGAUCAAAUUAUUGAGAUUGCAAGAACAAUGACUUCAAAAUCAUUUGGUAAAAAUUUAACAUCUGUUACUAAGGAAAUUUUGGGAACUGCUCAAUCUGUCGGUUGUCGUGUCGAUGGUCAAAACCCUCACGAUAUCAUCGACGGUAUCAACAGUGGUGAUAUUGAAAUUCCUGAAAAAUAAACUAAAUUAAUGUAAUAUUUAUUAUCUUUUAUAGGUUGUUUAAUUAAUGGAAAUCACAAAUAUAUUUAUGUCAUGGUC